CCAACUGGAACUUCGCGUCCCCCGGUGGCCCCGCGCUGCGACCUAUCAACCGAACGACCGCAGCACCACCCUAAACCCCUUCCUGUACCCCCCGACGCUCUCUGUUCCCUUGUCCAGCGGCUUCCCACUCCCUCCUGCGCGACGCAAUUCCCUCCCGAUCAGACCACAGAAUUCUCGACCUGCCAAGCACCGAAGCUUGAAUUCGCAGACAAGCAUCAACCCAACUUGCUCCAUCUCCCAUCAACGUGGUACACUACCACCGUUGACCGAAGCUUAGCCAUUUACCUACAUCCUGGACACCCCAUAUCUACAAACUGCGCGUGUUUGGGAGACAUAUUGCGCACUUCACGACACGUCCUCCUUGCCUUGCAGAUCCCACGACGAACGCAGCAAGCCCUGUGCCCGAGCCCUUCGCAAUCCCCGAGAUUUCUCCCCACCUGCAUUCAGGCCGAACGCGACCUCGUCGAGGACUCGAACGACGAUCCCACGACGGUCCCCAAAGACAUACCUGCUCAGCACUUCGCCAUGCGUCGCUGAGUCGGAAGACACCUGAUUCCACCGAUUCGUAUCAAUCGCUCCUGCGGUCCCCGAGUCGCUGCGCAGACACUGGGCCUAAUUGAUGACGAAGCUGACUGUCGCGCCCCCGGCCGCAACCCUCAUUAGUAAAUGCGCAUCCUGAGCCACACUACCGGUUGGAGACGUUCUCGAAAACCUAGCCUUCAACCUCAAGAACAUACCCACCUUGCGCCGAAAGUCCAGCCAACAAUGCUCUCGUCGUUGUCGCCGUUAUAGCAGUGAAUGGCUCUGGUCCUCCCGGCGAUGCCUCUCGAGUCCCUGCUCACGAGCCCCAAUCCGCCAGUGCCUCGGCCCCGCUCCAUACUCUCCUACUUGUCUAAUCCUUUGGGCAAGCAUGCUCGAAACAUGUUUGAUAUCGCCAUUGAGCCCGAAGACCCCUUCAGGGUCUAUUCUCCAGGCCAGAUAGUCAAGGGCAAUGUGGUCCUGACUGUCUUCAAGGGAUUUGAUAUCACUCAUCUGGUCGUGGCUCUGCAUGGAUACGCGAAGGUUUAUAAACACCAAAUACCCCCCGGCGAAGGCCUGCCAGCGCCCGAGGGUCUGAUAAAUGGCAAAGGUUCAAGAGGGGUGCAAUAUCAUGGCAAUGGUCUGGCGUCAUUAUUCCAGCAUGAGCAGGUUCUUUGUGGCAGUGGCUUCCUCAAGAAACAGGUUUACAAGUUUGCGUUUGAGAUCCCUUUCCCUUCGAAAGGCCUCCCCAGCACCAUUGAUUUCGAACGGGGAACGAUAUCCUAUUUGGUUACCGCCACUCUCACCCGCCCAACAACAAUAAGCCCCGUAACCAGUCGAAGCACCAAAAUCAAGUUCCAAGACCUGGUCGAUAUCGAGGGUAUGUACACACCAAAAUCACGGGUAAUCACCUUGGAGCCUGUCUCCAAGCGCGGCAAAGUCAAAGUUGUCAAACCCCCAUCAUCCUUGACCACCCAGACGACCUCAAGCCCUGGUGCUGGUCGCCUAAGCCGAAAUAAUACGCAGAACAGCACGACCAGCCGGAGCACUCAUUCCAUAUGCAACCCUCCGCUGAGUCCCGCACCAAGCGAUGAAACAAUGCAGACAAAUGCUACGCCGGCCAGUAGCCCAAGUUUUCAGAUCGUGGACGACGUAUUACCGCCGCAAAAUCCAAGCCCGCAGAACAGUGAUGCGCGAAGUAAUACGACUUCUUCUUCUACCAAUACUAUUACCGCCACCGCUGAGCUCCCCCGGCACGGAGCGCUGCCAGGAGACACGAUUCCGAUCCGAGUGUCUAUAACACACACCAAGGCAGAUGUGCGAGGGAUGGUGAUUGCGACAUUAUACCGCCAAUGCAGAAUUGACAUGCAUCCUCCGCUUCCACUCCCGAACAGGUCAGGCAAGGAAAGAAAGAUGGAGUAUGAAGACGUGUACCCGAAGUCCCGCACAGGUCUAGGAGGCUUGUACUUUUCAGCUGCUUCACCCAACAGUGUUUUCCGAAAGGACCUCGCUCAGUCGUCCACCAUGAUGAUCGUCAACCCGGCAACGAUGACUGCUGACAUUACGACAUCUAUCAAAGUCCCCGAUAACGCAUUUCCCACGAUCGCCAAUGUACCAGGCGAUAUGAUAUCAUUCACUUACCACAUCGAAGUGGUGGUCGAUCUAUUCGGAAAACUCGGCGAGACUCGCUUGUGGCCAAGACUCACUUCUAGCGAACCAACCUUUUCUCAGAGUUCUGAUGCCAGCAAUCAAAUCACUUCGGAGUGGUCCCUCCAUAUCUUAGACACAGCCCCCCUACGGCGGACCAAAAGUGUCGUCGCAUUCGAAAUGUCGCUUGUGGUUGGAACCCAGGACAGUAGUAGGAAAAGGAGACAGAUCAAGCCAGCAGAGCCUCAGUAUGCUGGAGAUACGACUCAAGAACCGGAUCAAGGCUGGGACGACUGGCAAUAUUAUAAUGAGGCUUACGAUGGACAGUAUUAUGAUGAAGCAGGAUAUCCUUAUUACGAUGGUUACGGAUACGACUCUGGUUAUGAUCAGAACUCCCGACCAGUUUAUCCCACUCCGGCACCCGAGCUGAUACCUCCUCCCGCACCGGAAGAAACAGUCGAUGAGAAAACACGGCUACGGAGACAAGAACAACUCUUGUUUCCGAGCGAACCUCCGCAGGAAGGAGAAAGCUCCAAUAACCCUGUGCCGUAUACCCCGACCGCCCCGAAUUUGUCAUCCGAACCUUUACCACAUGUGAUUGAGGCCCAGAACGAUGGAAGCGUGACACCUUCAACGCCGCACGCUGCUAGUUCAGUCGCAUCGGCAAGAUCUGGGGAUACGAUCCGACCGUACUCAACAUCCCCACCUCCACCCCCUGCUUCAACCAGCAACGGGGCCCACACCGAUGACAAGCAGGAAUUGGAACGGCGGCGACUUCUAGCACAGACGAGUGAGCCACCAUCAGAGCACGAAGCGCAAGUGCCAGGCGGCGCGGCCGUUGCCUCUCUAGCACCAACGGCGCCUCUGAUGGACGACGAGUACAGUGUACAAAUACUGCAUAACGACCAUGAAGGCCCCGAUCUACCCCAGUACGAGCGUUGAUUCGGGGUUUCUCUUUUCUUGAAUGCCUUUUUGGAUGGCUAUUUUGAUCAAAGCGAUGGCGUUGGAGGAUGAUUUGUGUUGGGCAUUGAGUCUGAACGGGUAUGACACCUAGGAAAGUGUGUCUUGUUCCCUCAUAUCGAGCAUUUGAAACGGAUGAUCCGUACGGGAGAGAGCUUUAUGGGAGGGAUUUCGUUUUGGCACUUUUGACUGAACAGGAGCCCAUCCCGUCUGCAACUGACUGCUACCCAGAUGGUUGUGGCGCCAAAUAGAAAUGAUCGACAGCUCGAUCACUUGAAAAGACCUAUUAUCUUGUCUUCUACGCUUCUCCCGCUCAUGGCUCUACGAAGCACAGAUCUGACACCACCAAAUAGGACAUUGACGUCUUCCCAGCACGACUUUAUCUUCGUGAAAUUGGGGUUUAGCUUGAAUCAUCUCAUCAAAGCAUUCCUUCAAACCAG
Molecule: messenger RNA, 3566 nt
Organism: Cladophialophora immunda
Lineage: Eukaryota; Fungi; Ascomycota; Eurotiomycetes; Chaetothyriales; Herpotrichiellaceae
Exons: 2
Coding region: 799-3108 (769 amino acids)
Biological process (GO): ubiquitin-dependent endocytosis
Cellular component (GO): cytosol; cytoplasm; plasma membrane
Molecular function (GO): ubiquitin protein ligase binding; protein-macromolecule adaptor activity
Source: RefSeq, a predicted model, not a curated record